This is a messenger RNA of Tachyglossus aculeatus (Australian echidna), 1350 nucleotides long. It is a transcript of the gene SLC16A10, whose product is annotated as solute carrier family 16 member 10. NCBI's taxonomy places the organism in Eukaryota, Metazoa, Chordata, Mammalia, Monotremata, Tachyglossidae. Gene Ontology annotation, biological process: transmembrane transport. The record is from RefSeq and is a predicted model, not a curated record. The transcript has 6 exons. Gene Ontology annotation, molecular function: monocarboxylic acid transmembrane transporter activity. Bases 25 to 1350 code for a protein of 441 amino acids.
GAGGGCGGCUGGGGCUGGCUGGUCAUGCUGGCCGCCAUGUGGUGCAACGGGACCGUGUUCGGCGUCCAGAACGCCAACGGGGUCCUCUACGUGGCCAUGCUGGAAACCUUCCGCACCCCGGACCACAGCUCCCUCACCUUCAAGGCAGCCUGGGUGGGCUCCCUAUCCAUGGGAAUGAUUUUCUUCUGCUGUCCUAUAGUCAGUAUAUUCACGGACUUAUUUGGGUGUCGCACAACGGCUAUUGUGGGGGCCGCAGUGGGCUUCAUUGGACUCUUCUGUAGUUCUUUUGUGAGCUCUGUCGAACCCAUGUAUUUCACCUAUGGAAUUAUCUUUGCCUGUGGCUGUUCAUUUGCGUACCAGCCCUCUUUGGUCAUUUUGGGACACUAUUUCAAGAAGCGCCUUGGAUUGGUGAACGGUAUUGUCACUGCAGGCAGCAGCGUCUUCACUAUCUUGCUUCCUUUCCUUUUAAAAAUACUGAUUGCUAAAUUGAAGCUGUAUAAUACCUUUCGAGUCCUGAGUGUCUUCAUGUUCAUUCUCAUCCUGGCUGGCUUUACCUACAGACCCCUUGUUUCCGAUGCCAAAGACAAAGUCAAGAACAGUGGGAAGAAGGGGUCAAGAUUCUCCUUUUUUUCCAGGAAGCAAUCCACUCCUUCAAAACAGGUUUUCAAUUUCUCCAUCUUCAAGGUUCCAGCAUAUGUCAUUUGGGCUUUGGGAAUCCCAGUUGCACUUUUUGGAUACUUUGUGCCUUAUGUUCAUUUGAUGAAUUACGUAAAAGAGAAGUUUGUGGCAGAAACCAAUAAAGAGGUGCUUCUCAUGUGCAUUGGCAUCACUUCAGGAGUUGGAAGAUUAAUCUUUGGUAGAAUCGUAGAUUAUGUUCCUGGUGUCAAGAAAGUUUAUUUACAGGUGAUCUCGUUCUUCUUCAUCGGUCUGAUGUCCAUGAUGAUCCCACUCUGCCAAGCAUUUGAGGCUCUCAUCGGUGUCUGCCUUUUCAUGGGUCUCUUUGACGGCUGCUUCAUUUCAAUCAUGGCUCCCAUUGCCUUUGAGUUAGUUGGUGCGCAGGACGUCUCCCAGGCCAUAGGAUUUCUGCUGGGAUUUAUGUCCAUACCCAUGACCGUGGGGCCUCCAGUUGCAGGGUUUCUGCGCGAAAGAACAGGCUCCUAUGAUGUCGCAUUCUACCUCGCUGGAGUUCCUCCCCUCAUUGGAGGAAUUGUGCUCUUCUUUGUUCCGUGGAUCCAUGAAAAGAAGAAAGCCUCCAAUGCGAAGAAAACGGAGAAGAUGCUGGACCACCAGAGUACUUUGCUUCCCAGCUUCUCAGAAGUCAUCAAGAGAGAGUCUGACUCGGUUAUUUAA